UACAUAGGGACUGAUCUUACACAAAGAAUAGAGGCUGAGAAAGCACUCCUGGAACUUAUUGAUAGCCCAGAAUGUCUCAGCAAGUGUCAACUUUUAUUAGAACAAGGAACAGUAAGUAUUUGAUAACCGCAGUUAACAAUGAAAGAUCGGUAGGUAUAUGUCAAUGUUAAUGAAUGUAUGUAGGUUAACAAUGUAGGUUAACUGUUGGGUAUUACCGCAUGUCUUUUUACUAUAGUUUAUUUCACUGUCAAAGAAUUGGAAAGCCUGGAAAGCAAAUUUAGGGAAGAGCCUAGGAGGUGGAAAUAGACAUGAAUCGAAAUAUUGGGUUGGACAAAAAGUUCGUUCGAGUUUUUCCAUAAGAUGUUACAGAAAAACCUGAAUGAAGUUUUGGCCAACCCAAUACUUUCUUGGCCCCUUUUUAUGUCUUCUACCAGUGGCAAAAGUUACAUUUUUAGAAAGUUGGAAUUAAAAAAAAAAUUGAGGUAGGAGAGGCAGAUUGUAAUUAACUCAAAUGGGAAGGAAUGGUUUAGAGGAAUAUUGAUUACUUCUUGCCUGCCUCUCUUCUAGGAAUUCAUAGCCACUCAUUCAGCAUCAUUUAGCAAGUACUUAUAUGUAAAUACUGUACUGCCUACUUGCUUUAUUUACAUGCGUUAAAGUAACUCAUAGUUUAGUUGAGAAGCCAUAGAUGUAUCAAUAUAAAUAAAGAGCUAUGGAAUGAUACUGUAAGCACUACAGUAGGAGACUGUAGGCACUAUAGAGCAGAGGUUGGCAGACUUUUUCUGUAAAGGGCCAGAUUGUAAAUAUUUUAAAUUUUGUAGGCCAAGAGGUGAAAAUCAAGGAUAUUUUGUAAAUAUGCCUAUUAGAAGAGAGAAAACAAAUUUCCACAAAACUUUAUUUAUGAAUUUUUAAAUAUGAUAAUUGAGUACAGUUUUUUGUAAUACAAAUCUACUGAUGAAAAGAAUGGAAUUAUUCUUUUGAGGAUGACAUUUUGCUUAGUUGGGGUUCAAAGUUAGUAUUUCCUAUCAUCAGCAUUGAUUACAAAUGUUCAUGUGUUAAUAUUGAUCUGUAAUGAGAUUUUACAGAUUUCAUCUUUGAAAAUGUCUCUUCACACAGAUAGGUACUACCAAAUAUUGAUAUCAGUGUAUGAGCAUAUGAUUUUAAUUAAGCAUAUUCAUCACUUAGAAGAUAUGUAUAGAGUUCUGUUAAAACUUCUCUUGAUAUUUGCCUUUUAGGAUGUCAUUACAUCCUAGAUUAAUCACUUCCAAUUGAAGGUUAGGUGGAGAUGCUUCAAUUGCUCAGUUAAAUGGAUUUUGAAAUAUGGAAAUUUCCUUUGCACUUGCAUCAAGGUCUGAAAAAAGCGCUGCUGGAACAUAGUUUGAGCUCAGAAAAUAUAGUCAGGAAUAGAGAGCUUGCUACUUGUUUUAACAUUUGACAGUGUGGAAAGUGUAUAAAGCAGCUUGAUAUUACUUGUGAUUCAGUCAAUAUUAGUUGCUAUUGGAAUAACUUUAUUGCAUUAUAAGUUUACAUUAGUACUAAUCACUGUUUGCCUUUUAGACAAUUUGGUAACUUUAAGUUGAAUUCAUUAAGAGACAUUAUCAAGUUUGAAGCAAAAACUAAUUUCUAAAGCCAUUUAAUGUUCAACAAUAGUGGAUUAAAAUGGUUCUUCUCAUUCAGGAAAAUUUCAGUCUCAGUCCUGAGCAAAAAAAAAUUGCAGCAAAAGUUUACCAAGCUAUUGAACUAUUGUGUGGUAGGGCAAGUCAGACUUUUCAGCUUCUAUUUCUGACAGAAAUUUUGAGGACUGAAGAGGAAUUCAUGAAAGUGAAUUGAAGUCCACUGUUUCUUUUUAGAUUUUUUUGUUUUUGAUGUGGACCAUUUUUAAAGUCUUUAUUGAAUUUGUUACAAUAUUGUUUCUGUUUUAUGUUUUGAUUUUUUGGCCGCACGGUAUGUGGGAUGGUAGCUCCCCAACCAGGGAUCGUAGCUCCCCAACCAGGGAGUGAACCUGCACUCCCUGCUUUGGAAGGUGAAGUCUUAACCACUGGACCACCAGGGAAAUCCCUGAAGUCCACUGUUAACACCACUGAUUCAUUAACACAUGAUAGAUUCAGAUAUUUACUGCAGAGUAUCUGCUGAUGAAUAAUAAAAUGAAUAACCAUAGGGUUUAAACUCUUACAUUUUUACAAGCUUUGUAAAUUUGUCCAACUAAGCCUUUUCUGUUCCAUAUAUUUUUACCACCAGUUGCGACACAUUUUAGCAACUACUUCAGGUUGUACAGAAUUAGUAUUUUCUCAGCUUCUUUGAAAAUAUUCUGGCCAUUAAUUGCAUACAAACUGUCAUAGAAAUUAAUUCUUUAGUCACUUCAGACUUAGCAUUGACUUCUGAAAAAAAACAGAUAGUAACAGUAUGAGCAGUACAUGUUGGUAACACCUGUCAACUGAUCAAGAACUAAGGAGAACCUCCAAAUCAAUUGCCUGGUUUGAAAUUGAAUUUUGAUAUCACUCCGAUGUCUUCAGCUGUCUGGGCCUUAUUUUCACUGAAAGGCUAGUAGUCUGAAGUUUAUUUUCUCUGCGUGUGUAAUUUUGGCUUCUGCAAUAAAAUAAUGGGAAUUUAGCUAACUCUCUGUUGGUUAGUAGCUUUCCUUACUUGGCUAACAAGUGAACCAUUUCAAAACCUAACUUUGGUUGCAGCCUCAUUUUUUUUUUUUGUGGAGAAAUUUCACUGUUAUAGAUAUUUUGUUUUAAAAUUUUUCCUUUUUCUGACUACUGAUUCCCUGUGAGUUAGGAAAAUAUUGGCAUGAGUGCUUAGUCUGAUAUGGUCAACAUAUAUUGUAUUCUUUUAGGACAACUAUAGUGCAGUUGCAUAAAAAGCACAUUGCUUUGCUGUCUAAUUCAGAAACAUAAUAACCCACAUUCCACUGUGCCUUGAAAAUUAGACAUUUGAAGUCCACUUCUGUCUUCUUGUUUUGACAUGACGGAUGUGCACUGGAAAUAAUAAAAGGUGCAUGUCAUGUCAUGGUAGUACUCAUGGCACUCUGUGUGCUGUGAAGUUAGUAAGUACAUCCCUGCAGUUUGCGGUGCAUUGAGCAGCAGUAGGACGCAAUGAAUGCCGUAUACUGUUUUAACUAUUUGAUUCUGCUGUCAUAGUCUGAAAGCAGACAUAGACAAUGUUGUAAAUGAGUAGGUGUGGCUGUGUUCUAAUAAACUUUAUUUAUAGACACUGAAAUUUGGAUUUCAUGUAUUUUUCACAUGUCACAACAUAUUAUUAUUAUUUUGAUUUUUUUCCCCAACUGUUGAAAAUAGUAAAAUCCAUACAUAGCUCAUGGGCCUUGUAAAAACAGGCAGGAUUUGUUCCACAGGUCUUAGUUUGCUUACCUCUGGUCAAGAGAGAAAAAGAAAAGACUGUCUUUACAAGAGAUUGCUGGGGGUAGAGUGAAGAACUGAACCAGAUUUUGAAGGAUUGAGUACACUACUAAGUUAAGACAGUUGGUGGCUGGAGUGAAUGCAGCUAACAUGGGUCUGAAGGAGUGGAGAGGUCAGGGUGAGGAAGGCAUUGAAAGGAACUGAAAGAGGGCUGUUGUGGUCAGAGGAUUAGUGAAGAGUGGAACCAGAUGAAUUUGAAGAGAUAAUCAGAGGGCAGAACAUGCAGGACUGUGUAGACAUGACAUCCUAUGCUCAACUCCUUGCAGCAACAUGUCUUUCAAAACUUAUUAGCCGAGUCAGUCCUUUGCCAAUUGAACAGAGAAUAGAUAUCAAGUAUUUUUUUACAGGAAACUACAUUCUUAAUUAUGUGGCAUCACAACCCAAGCUGGCUCCCUUUGUCAUCCAAGCUCUAAUUCAAGUGAUUGCUAAAAUCACUAAACUGGGGUGGUUUGAGGUUCAGAAAGACCAGUUUGUCUUCAGAGAAAUUAUUGCUGAUGUGAAGAAGUUUCUUCAGGGUACUGUGGAACACUGCAUAAUAGGAGUAAUAAUCCUUUCAGAAUUGACUCAGGAAAUGAACCUGGUUGAUUAUUCUAGACCUUCAGCAAAACACAGGAAAAUAGCUACCUCAUUUCGUGAUACUUCUCUCAAAGACAUCUUAGUGCUAGCAUGCUCUCUUCUAAAAGAGGUAUUGGCCAAGCCUUUAAACCUUCAGGAUCAAGGUCAACAAAAUCUAGUAAUGCAAGUCUUGAAACUGGUCCUCAACUGCCUUAACUUUGACUUCAUUGGCAGUUCAGCAGAUGAAUCUGCAGAUGAUCUUUGUACAAUACAGAUUCCAACAACUUGGAGAACAAUUUUCCUGGAACCAGAAACAUUGGCUCUUUUCUUUAAUUUGUAUCAUUCACUUCCACCACUCCUGUCUCAGUUAAGAAGGAAACAGAUCCAGAAUGGCUUAAAUGACUUUCUUCAGGGCAGCGAACUAAAUUUUGGAGCUGAGAUUCAAACCCAGGCACUUUCAUGUUUAGUUCAGUUUGCUUCUACGAGAAGGUCCUUAUUUAGCAGUCCUGAACGUGCCAAGUACCUUGGUAAUUUAAUUAAGGGAGUAAAAAGGAUACUUGAAAACCCUCAGGGUUUGUCUGAUCCAGGUAAUUAUCAUGAAUUUUGUCGAUUUUUGGCUCGUUUAAAGACAAAUUAUCAGCUGGGAGAAUUAGUUAUGGUGAAGGAGUAUCCUGAAGUUAUCAGAUUGAUUGCUAAUUUUACCAUUACUAGCCUACAGCAUUGGGAAUUUGCUCCCAACAGUGUUCAUUAUUUAUUAACUCUGUGGCAAAGGAUGGUAGCAUCAGUUCCUUUUGUGAAAUCAACUGAACCCCACUUAUUAGACACUUAUGCACCAGAAAUCACGAAGGCCUUUAUCACUUCUCGGUUGGAAUCUGUUGCCAUAGUUGUGAGAGAUAAUUUAGAUGAUCCACUGGAUGAUACCGCCACUGUGUUUCAGCAAUUGGAGCAGUUGUGCACUGUUAGCAGAUGUGAAUAUGAAAAGACAUGCACUCUUCUUGUACAGUUGUUUGAUCAAAAUGCACAGAAUUACCAAAAGCUUCUGCAUUCAGCUUCUGGAAUAACUGUGGACAUGGCAAUUCAGGAAGGACGUCUUGCCUGGCUGGUAUACUUAGUUGGGACAGUUGUUGGAGGAAGAUUAACGUAUACCAGUACAGAUGAACAUGAUGCUAUGGAUGGAGAAUUAUCCUGUCGAGUUUUUCAGCUUAUAUCUUUAAUGGAUACCGGAUUGCCUCAGUGUUCUAAUGAGAAAAUCGAACUUGCAGUUCUGUGGUUCUUGGAUCAGUUUCGUAAAACAUAUGUUGGUGAUCAACUUCAAAGAACCUCAAAGGUGUAUGCCCGUAUGUCAGAAGUCUUAGGAAUAACAGAUGACAACCAUGUUUUAGAAACAUUCAUGACGAAAAUUGUUACAAACCUUAAAUACUGGGGAAGAUGUGAGCCUGUAAUUUCAAGGACUCUUCAGUUCCUAAAUGACCUUUCUGUUGGCUAUAUCCUUUUAAAAAAACUUGUGAAGAUAGAUGCCGUGAAAUUCAUGCUAAAAAAUCACACGAGUGAACACUUCCCCUUUCUUGGCAUCAGUGACAGUUACAGUCUCAGUGACUUCAGGUGCCGAACAACCUUCUACACAGCCCUCACUCGUCUUCUGAUGGUAGAUCUAGGUGAAGAUGAGGACGAAUUUGAGAAUUUCAUGCUGCCUCUUACAGUCUCUUUUGAAACAGUAUUACAGAUAUUCAACAACAACUUUAAACAAGGAGACGUAAAGCGUAUGUUGAUCGGGCUGGCAAGAGAUCUUCGAGGGAUUGCCUUUGCACUGAACACAAAGACCAGCUACACCAUGCUGUUUGACUGGAUGCUUUAUAAAAGGUACCCAACAUAUCUUCCCAUUCUUCAGAGGGCUAUUGAGCAGUGGUAUGGAGAGCCCGCAUGUACCACUCCCAUCUUAAAACUUAUGGCAGAACUGAUGCAAAACAGAUCCCAGCGUUUGAAUUUUGAUGUAUCAUCUCCUAAUGGAAUUCUUCUCUUCAGAGAAGCUAGUAAAAUGAUUUGCACUUAUGGUAAUCAGAUCCUGUCCCUUGGGAGCCUCUCAAAAGAUCAGAUUUAUCCAAUGAAACUCAAGGGCAUCUCCAUCUGCUAUUCAGCUCUCAAAUCUGCCUUGUGUGGAAAUUAUGUCAGCUUUGGCGUCUUCAAGUUGUAUGGGGACAACCAUUUUGACAAUGUACUCCAGGCCUUUGUCAAAAUGCUGCUGUCAGUGUCCCACAGUGACUUGCUACAAUAUCGGAAACUGAGCCAGUCUUAUUAUCCACUCCUGGAAUGUCUCACCCAGGACCACAUGAGCUUCAUCACCAACUUAGAGCCUCCUGUCCUGCUGUAUGUUCUCACAUCUGUCUCAGAGGGACUCACUACCCUUGAUACAGUUGUCUCCUCCAGCUGCUGUACCAGUUUAGACUCCAUCGUUACCUACCUCUUCAAGCACAUAGCAAAAGAGGGCAAGAAGCUGCUUCGCUGCAGAGAGGCUGCCCAGUCUGGUCAGAGACUAUUACAUUUUAUGCAGCAAAAUCCAGAGGUCCUGCAGCAGAUGAUGUCCGUCCUCAUGAACACCAUUGUGUUUGAAGACUGCCGGAACCAGUGGUCAGUAUCCAGGCCUCUCCUGGGGCUCAUCCUGCUCGAUGAGAAGUAUUUCAGUGAACUGAGGGCAAGUCUAAUAAACAGCCAGCCUCUCCCCAAGCAGGAGGUCCUUGCCCAGUGCUUCAGGAACCUGAUGGAAGGAGUGGAGCAGAACCUGUCUGUCAAGAACAGAGACAGGUUCACCCAGAACCUCUCCGUCUUCAGAAGAGAUGUGGCAGAGGCCCUGCGCAGUGACGGCAGCACCGAACCGUGCAGCCUGGACAUGAUGAGCUGACCCGACCUCUGACUGUGUGCUGAGCAGCCUUUAUCAAGAGACUUGUGGGUCUAGAUCCCAGGACAGUGAUGCUGGCUAGCCCAGGGGAAUCUAUUUUUCAAAACAAACAACAACAACAAAAGCCCUACCUUUUUAUAAGUUUGGCCUAAUGAUAAGAAUUUAUAAUAGCACACAAACAAUGUAAAUUCAGUCUUUGCACUGAAAAAGCAAAAGAUGUUUUCAGUUUUUCUAUACAAUAUCAUUACCUUUGUUCUUAUAAUGCUCUGAAAGGGUGUAGAGACAGUAUUUAACCAAAGAACAUAAUAAACCAGGUUUGCGCCUAAGUGUGUGCCGGUUAAUGGUUCUGCAGUCACGGUUGUGGGUUUGCAGGAGAUGCAGCCUUCAGCGUGGAUCCCGGAUUGAGACAAAUACCAUUGGAACCUGUUAAAUUAGUAGUUUGUUAUGAGUCUGGAAAAAAGCAGCACUGGGGACUCUGAGCUGUGGGCAUUUAAAACGAGCCUGGGAGCUCUCCAGAGCAUCCCACAGGACUGCACACAGCCCUCUCUGCCUCAGCAGCAUCUGAUAGAGUUGAGAGACAGUAACACAAUUAAAUGACUUACAAACAACGUUUGCCCUUCACUGGCAUAAAUCUGAAGUGGUUUAGUCUAGAAGAAUUAAGCUGUGCAAUUACUGCCUGCAGAGAUAUUUCUUCGGAAGGAGAAGGUAGCCCCAGCGAGUAGUUCUGGGUGCUGCCAGCACCUAGUCCUUCUGCCUCGAUUUAAUUUAUAAGGGAAGCUGAGGGUGUCCAAUUAAAAUACAGAUUCAAAGCAGCUCCGCCUUCUUGGGCCACCCAAAACUGUUCUAGGUGCUAACGCACAGGUUCUCAGAGGAUGUGGAGCAACUGGUUUUCAUCCUUCCACAAAAACUCAUGUUACUGUGGGGACUGCAACCCAACCCAAACCCAGGACAGGGAGGAGGCCUUUACAGUUUGUGAUGGGCUGUAACUAGGCUAUUAAUUUGAGAUUGCUCCUGUCAGGUGACUUUGGUAUCUCACUGCUCUAUCUUCAUGGUUCAGACUUGUAAUAAAUAUUGUUCCCUUUAUUUCUGAUAAGACAUGAAAGGUUGGCCUUCCUGCUGAAGAAGUAAAUCCACAGACUCCUGUUACAAUCUCGUUUCUCAGACUAGCGUUUCUUGAAACCUCUCUCGAUAGUUGAGUUUUACAACAGGCUUGUCAUAGAAAAGCAGAGUCACCCAAGUUUAUCUCAGAAUGUUUGGCUUCCAUGUGUGAACCCAGGAAAUCAGGGAAAAGUGUGUUCUAGGUAGGGUUACUUCUGGUAUCUAGUAAAAGCCUCGGCUUUACACUAUAUGUCAUUAGCAGUGGGAUAAAUUUUCCACAAGAAGGCAAAUUCUGAACUUCGUAAGACUUCAACUGCUUAGAGAAGUCUGACUUGAGAAUUUUCUCUUUCUCAUGGGCUUAUUACUGUACACUACUCAUCCCCCAAAAAUCCUUCGUAGAAGGCCUAGCCCACUCUGACACUGUUUUG
Hippopotamus amphibius kiboko is the source of this 8390-nucleotide messenger RNA. RefSeq names its product RAN binding protein 17 (gene RANBP17). Gene Ontology annotation, molecular function: small GTPase binding; nuclear export signal receptor activity. The transcript has 28 exons. NCBI's taxonomy places the organism in Eukaryota, Metazoa, Chordata, Mammalia, Artiodactyla, Hippopotamidae. Gene Ontology annotation, biological process: protein export from nucleus. Gene Ontology annotation, cellular component: cytoplasm; nuclear pore. Bases 3637 to 6867 code for a protein of 1076 amino acids. The record is from RefSeq and is a predicted model, not a curated record.